GGGUGGGGGGGACAUUACUGGAAAGGAAACUCCAAUACGGCGCCACGGCCGGACCCACACUGCGGCCUGGGACCAUAAACACACCCGCCGAUCGCCCACAACACCCGGGACGGCCCGCCUGGCCCUCGCAGCGCACCGCCGCCCGACAACAGGCAGCCCGCUCCGCACAGGGCCCGAGCGGACACCCGGACCAUACAGCACCUUACACGUCGGCCGCCAUUUUAAGAUUACCCUAAAAAAAGACAAAAUACUGGAUUCUGUCACUAGGGGGGUUACCCCCGGAUAUUACGUCACACACCCGAUUUUUUUGGCGCCCCUUUGCUGUUGCCCUCGGGUUCCUGUGGCUGAGUCCGAGACACCCUGAUCUAGAAUGGAACAUACUGAAGGCCCUAUGAGAGAAAGGGAAAGCUGAUGAUGCCUGAGCACGACAAUGGAUUUCUCCUUCUCUUUCAUGCAAGGGAUCAUGGGAAAUACAAUCCAGCAACCCCCUCAACUCAUCGACUCCGCCAACAACCGGCAGGAUGAUGCCAAUAGCAGCGAUCAGGCUGAUGAGGGCGGGCACACGCCCUAUGAUUCUGGCCUGCAGCCGGACUUCCAGUAUCCUACUCCCACAACUGAGGAUUUGCCUCCUCUCACAAAUGGCUACCAACCAUCAUUGGGAUAUGAGCCACAGGGCAAGUACCAAACAUAUUCACAAUUUCCUAAUGGCUCAGCCAAUGGCUAUGGCACCAGGAACUUUACCACACUGGAGUAUUACCCUCUGGAUACUGCUGCCAUGCGGCCCCAUGAGGGUCUGGUGAAAACAUCUCCUACACAGCCCACCUCCCCCCCUAGUCUUCAUCAGUACCCUCCAUUUUCCACUUCCACCCCUCAAAAGAAGACUGGCUCCCCAGAAAUAAAACUGAGAAUUACUAAGACUAUCCAGAAUGGGAGGGAAAUGUUUGAAUCCUCGCUGUGCGGGGAUCUCCUUCAUGAAUUUCAAGCCAGUGAAUACACCAGGAAAAAACAUGAGCGUAGGAGAGAAAGGAGGGAAAAAAGGAAAAAGAGCAGUCGGCAUCAUCACCAUCACCACCAUCGUGGGGAGGUGAAGUUUGAAGAGCAACAGCCACAAAAGAUAGCGAAACUAGAACCUCAGGAGGAGGAGAUUGUUCAGCAGUCCUUGCCUGUUUCACCACUCUCUUCUGAAGUCAGGACUGGUGUUUGGUUCCAUGUGGGAGACUUGGUAUGGUCAAAAGUAGGAACGUACCCAUGGUGGCCCUGUAUGGUAUCCUGUGACCCUCAACUGCAUGUCCACAGCAAAAUAAAUACAAGAGGUGCCCGUGAAUAUCAUGUGCAGUUUUUCAGUAACGAGCCAGAAAGGGCAUGGAUACAUGAGAAGCGCAUGCGGGAGUACAGAGGCCAAAAACAGUAUGAACAACUGUUGGCUGAAGAUGCUGCAAAAGCUGUCAAUCAAUCAGAUAAACUCAAGAUGAGGAAGCCAAGGCCUCAAAAGGAACGUGUGCAGUGGGAAAUUGGCAUUGCUCAUGCAGAGAAAGCACUUCGAAUGACAAGGGAGGAAAGGAUAGAACAGUACACUUUCAUCUAUAUAGAUCAAGAGACCUCCCCUGAACCUAAAAAAUCAGUAGGAACUUGCAAAAGAAGUCGGCGGUCCACAUCAAGUAGUGAGGCAGAACAUGCACGUCCAUCUGACGUUGUCUCUUCGCCACCAAAGCAACCAGCAGCUCCUGUAACCACACUGUCUCCGCUACAAGACAUUAAAGACUCUUCCCCUGAGCCCAGGAGGCAAAGUCAGAGAAAAUUGAUUCAGGAGACAGAGCAGCAGUCACCUCCACCACCACCACCAGAACAACAACAACAACAACAACAACAAACACCACCGCCACCACCACCACCACAACCUGCACCAGCCAAAACAGCAUGGAAGACCGCUGCUGCUCGCAAGUCAAUUCCUGCUUCAGUUUUAUUACACAAGGGUACACUAGACCUGCAAAAGUGCAACAUGUCCCCGGUGGUUAAAAUUGAGAAUGUUCUAGCCUUGCACAAUGCAACGUCUGAGGGUUUUGACCAGUUCAUAUACACAACCAAGGGAGUUGGUAACAAGACUGAAAUCACAGUUAAAGCAGCAGAAAAGGUGUCUGCACCCUCCCCCAUUGCGAAGACUGAGAAAACAUCUGCACAACAUACACCAGCUCCCGAAAGCUCAUCGGGGGCCACAGGCACCUCAGAGAAGAAACAUCAGCGGCGGUCUAAUAGGACUCGGUCAGAAUCUGAGAAGUCCAUGGACUUUGUGCCAAAGAAGAAAAUAAAAAAGGAGCAGGUUGAGGAAUCCCCACUUACAGCGGUACAGAUAGGAUUGCAAAAAGGGGCCAGUGAAAUUUCUGAUUCGUGUAAGCCUUUGAAGAAAAGGAGCCGAGCCUCCACUGAUGUGGAGCUUGCCAAUUCUUCUUACCGUGAUGCAUCCGACUCUGAUUCACGUGGCAUUAAUGACACACAGAUAUGUUUUGAGAAACAAUCUGAUAGUCCGUCUGCAGCAGUUGAUGCAGAUGCCUCUGAUGUCCAGUCGGUGGAUUCCAGCACAUCAAGGAGGUCAAGCCGAAGAGACACUGUUUGCCAGAUAUGUGAGUGUUUUGGGGAGUCGCUGGUGUCAUGUGACGGAGAAUGCGCUCGUCUCUUCCAUCUUGAAUGUCUUGGGAUGGAUGCACUGCCAGAUGGAGGAAAAUUCAUAUGUAUGGAGUGUAAAACAGGGAACCACACCUGCUUCUCUUGCAAGUUGCCCAGUACCAGUGUAAAACGCUGCUCUGUUGCAUCCUGCAGCAAGUUUUACCAUGAAACUUGUGCCCGACUAUAUGCAGCCACAGUCUUCGAUUCCAAGGGCUUUCGUUGCCCACACCAUUGCUGCAGUUCUUGCACUGCAGACAAGGACACGUAUAGAGCUAAUAAAGGCCGCAUGCUUUGCUGCGUUCGGUGUCCUGUAGCGUACCACAGUGGGGAUAGCUGUGUUGCUGCAGGGUGUCGUAUUCUUUCCUCCAGCCUCAUUAUUUGCAGCAACCAUUCCAAACGUAGUGGACACUCAUCCUGUGCCGUCAAUGUGGGCUUCUGUUUUGUGUGCGCUCGAGGGCUGAUAGUUCAGGAAUAUUCCCUGGUCAGUUCUAUGUCCUUUAAGUCCCACUUUCUACUGACUGACUCAAAGCGUGCAGAGUUGAUGAAAAUACCUAUGAUUCCUUCCUCUUCGCCAGCUUUCAUAAAGAAAUCUGAGAAAGGAGGCGGCAAGCUCCUAUGCUGUGAAUCCUGCCCGGCUGCCUUCCACCCAUCCUGUCUCAACAUGGAGAUGCCUCAAGGAUCCUGGAGCUGUAAUGACUGCAGGACCGGGAAGAAACUGCACUACAAGCAGAUCGUGUGGGUCAAGCUGGGCAACUACAGGUGGUGGCCAGCUGAGAUCUGCAACCCACGGUCUGUCCCACUCAAUAUCCAGGGCCUAAAACACGAUAUAGGGGACUUUCCGGUCUUCUUCUUUGGGUCUCACGAUUACUACUGGGUGCAUCAAGGUCGGGUGUUCCCUUACGUUGAAGGGGACAAAAGUUUUGCCGAAGGCCAGACCAGUAUUAAUAAAACCUUCAAAAAAGCUCUGGAGGAGGCCGCCAAAAGAUUCCAGGAGUUGAAAGCUCAACGUGAAAGUAAGGAGGCUAUAGAAGUGGAACGGAAUUCAAGAAAACCUCCUCCUUACAAGCACAUAAAGUCCAACAAAGCAGUGGGAAAGGUGCAGAUUCAACUGGCAGAUAUAUCUGAAAUCCCGCGUUGCAACUGCCGCCCCUCUGAUGAAGCUCCUUGUGGCCUGGAGUCUCAAUGCCUGAAUCGUAUGCUACAAUAUGAGUGUCAUCCCCAAGUCUGCCCAGCAGGUGAACAAUGCCAAAACCAGAGUUUCACCAAACGACUCUACCCAGAGACUGAGAUUAUCCGCACAGACAAGAGAGGUUGGGGACUCAAAACCAAGAAGGAUAUCCGCAAGGGCGAGUUUGUAAACGAAUACGUGGGUGAGCUAAUUGACGAAGAGGAGUGUCGACUUCGCAUGAAGCGUGCCCAUGAAACCGGGAUCACAAACUUCUACAUGCUAACAAUCACCAAGGAUCGUAUUAUUGAUGCCGGCCCUAAGGGCAACUACUCUCGGUUUAUAAACCACAGCUGUAAUCCCAACUGUGAAACACAGAAGUGGACAGUCAAUGGUGACAUCAGAGUGGGGCUGUUUGCACUCUGUGAUAUACCUCAAGGAACCGAGCUGACGUUCAAUUACAACUUGGACUGCCUGGGGUAUGGUCGGACGGAAUGUCAUUGUGGGGAAGAGAACUGUAGCGGGUUUUUAGGAGUGCGGCCAAAGACUGCAUGCGCAACAGCUACUGAGGAGAAGGCCAAAAAUGCUCGGUUAAAGGCAAAAAAACGGAAAAUAAAGACUGAACAAAAGCAAAUGCAUGAAGAUUUCUGUUUCCGCUGUGGAGAUGGAGGGGAGUUGGUGAUGUGCGAUAAGAAAGACUGUCCAAAAGCUUAUCACCUCCUCUGCCUUAACCUGACACAACCUCCUUACGGUAAAUGGGAUUGCCCGUGGCACCAGUGUGAUAUCUGUGGGGCCAAUUCUUCCUCAUUCUGCGACUUCUGCCCAGCAUCUUUCUGCAAGGAACAUGAGAAGGAAGCAUUGAAAGUCUCUGCAGUUGAAAGCAGACUCUGCUGCUCUGAACAUGACCCUAAAUGCCCACUGGCGUACGGGGAUAGGAACAAAAUCAAAUGCAAAACAGAACAUGAAGAUCCCUCGUUUCCCCAAGAGUUCUAAAGGGCGUGAUGCACUUAAUGAUUAAAUUGUAUUCUGUCAGGACAAUGCAGACAAGUCUCCCUCAUUUCUAAUGGGACUCCUAAUACGCACAUCGUAUUUUAGAAGUAAGAGUCAGGAUUGGAUCCUACAUAUUCUGCCUGUGUCUUUGUUGUUAUUGACAACACAACCUCUUGUUUUGGGGAUGUUUUUUUUCCUUCUUUCGUCUUUCUUUUUUAUGGUGAAUCUGUCCCCUGAUCUUUUCUCCUAAGGUUGUGGUAAGCAG
This is a messenger RNA of Pelobates fuscus (common spadefoot toad), 5081 nucleotides long. RefSeq names its product nuclear receptor binding SET domain protein 3 (gene NSD3). The record is from RefSeq and is a predicted model, not a curated record. NCBI's taxonomy places the organism in Eukaryota, Metazoa, Chordata, Amphibia, Anura, Pelobatidae. Gene Ontology annotation, molecular function: histone methyltransferase activity; protein binding. The transcript is spliced from 23 exons. Gene Ontology annotation, cellular component: nucleus. The coding region runs from base 431 to 4819 and encodes 1462 amino acids.